Messenger RNA from Eptesicus fuscus (big brown bat), 1642 nucleotides. It is a transcript of the gene PDHB, whose product is annotated as pyruvate dehydrogenase E1 subunit beta. Bases 180 to 1259 code for a protein of 359 amino acids. Gene Ontology annotation, molecular function: pyruvate dehydrogenase (acetyl-transferring) activity. The record is from RefSeq and is a predicted model, not a curated record. NCBI's taxonomy places the organism in Eukaryota, Metazoa, Chordata, Mammalia, Chiroptera, Vespertilionidae. Gene Ontology annotation, biological process: pyruvate decarboxylation to acetyl-CoA. The transcript is spliced from 10 exons.
UAACGUGGAUCGAAGGCGACACCAGGAAGAGCCGCAGGACCACCCCGCGGGGAAGGGGCGGGGCACGCCGGCGCCGCGCUCUGCCAUUGGUCCGCGCCAGCGGGAGGCGGGUCCCUAUACGACGUCGCAGCCCCGCUGUGUUGUCUGUCAUUCGGCGGCGGCUAGAGGACACGGUUAAGAUGGCGGUGGUGUCUGCGCUGGUGCGGAGACCCCUGGAGCAGGUCUCGGGGCUGCUGAGGAGGCGCUUCCACCGGACGGCGCCGGCGGCGCUGCAGGUGACAGUUCGUGAUGCUAUAAAUCAAGGUAUGGAUGAGGAGCUGGAAAGAGAUGAGAAGGUCUUUCUGCUUGGGGAAGAAGUUGCCCAGUAUGAUGGGGCCUACAAGGUUAGUCGAGGCCUAUGGAAGAAAUACGGCGAUAAGAGGAUUAUAGACACACCCAUAUCUGAGAUGGGCUUUGCUGGAAUUGCUGUAGGUGCAGCUAUGGCUGGGUUGCGGCCCAUUUGUGAAUUUAUGACCUUCAAUUUCUCUAUGCAAGCCAUUGACCAGGUUAUAAACUCAGCUGCCAAGACCUACUACAUGUCGGGGGGCCUUCAGAGUGUGCCCAUUGUCUUCAGGGGGCCCAAUGGGGCCUCAGCAGGCGUAGCUGCCCAACACUCACAGUGCUUUGCUGCCUGGUACGGACACUGCCCGGGCUUGAAGGUGGUCAGCCCCUGGAAUGCAGAGGAUGCUAAAGGACUCAUUAAAUCAGCCAUUCGGGAUAACAACCCAGUGGUGAUGCUAGAAAAUGAAUUGAUGUAUGGAGUUGCUUUUGAAUUUCCCCAAGAAGCUCAGUCAAAAGAUUUUCUGAUUCCUAUUGGAAAAGCCAAAAUAGAAAGGCAAGGGACACAUAUAACUGUAGUUGCCCAUUCAAGGCCUGUGGGACACUGCUUAGAAGCUGCAACCGUGCUAUCUAAAGAGGGAAUUGAAUGUGAGGUGAUAAAUCUUCGAACCAUCAGACCAAUGGACAUUGAGACAAUAGAAGCCAGUGUCAUGAAGACCAAUCACCUCGUAACUGUGGAAGGAGGUUGGCCACAGUUUGGAGUAGGAGCUGAAAUUUGUGCCAGGAUCAUGGAAGGCCCUGCGUUCAAUUUCCUGGAUGCUCCUGCAGUUCGUGUCACCGGUACUGAUGUCCCUAUGCCUUAUGCAAAGAUUCUAGAAGACAACUGUGUACCUCAGGUUAAAGACAUCAUAUUUGCAAUAAAGAAAACAUUGAACAUCUAGUUUGGACUUUAAUAUCAAGUCACUGGCAUUUAUUUAAAAUACUUGCUGACACUACCUGGAUUGAAGGGUAAGAUCUUACAAGUCAUUAAUGUUUUUGUACGGGAAGAAUGUGCUUGUAAGUGGAAAACUCCAUUCUUACUGCCGUAGACUCCAUGCCUGUUUUUUGUCUGUUACAAUUGCUAUUUCUUCGAAUAAGACUAAUGUAAAAUUUUACCCUCUCACUGGAAGGACAAAGUAUGAAUGGCAGAGUCCUGAUGAAAGAUAUAUAUAUAUAUACAUAUAUAUAUAUAAAAAGACAAUAUGUAUGUAAAGAAAAAAAGCAUAUGAUCUACAUUUACUGUUAAGAUUGUUUUGAUAAGGAAUAAAGGAAUUCCUAGCUAUGA